AUGGGCGGCUACCUGGGCAGGCCGGGGUCCCCGCCGUCGUCCCCGGCCCGGGCGCGCGCGCACGCCGCCGAGCAGGUGCAGCGCGUCCACCGCGCCCACCCCGCGCCGCGGCACCGGCCCCCCCGGAGGCCGCCCGGCCGGGACCCCGCGGGCCCCGUCGACGAGGCCUGGAGGCGCUUCCCCGUGAAGAGGCCCCGCAACGCCAUCGUGGGGCCGCUGCCGUCGGACUGGUGGGACAGCUACUUCAGGCGCAGCGUCUGGUCCCUCCGGCACCCGCGGGCGCGGCGGAGCCCGGUCACCGUGAGGAUCGCCCCCGAGCCCUGGCCCGCGCGCGCGAUCCGCUCCGCUGGGCCCCCGGACCCCGGCGCAAAGGAGACGGUGCUGCGGGCGCUCCGGGGGUGCGCGAAGGGGAGGGCGGCGCUGGGAAGACCGCCCCGUCCCGGGGGCCUGCCGGCCGCCAGGCGGAGCCCGGACCCCAGGCCGUCCGCAUUUCGGCCCCUGCUGAGAAACGGGGUCCUCGCGUCUUUCGAGCCCCGGCGGCCGCUGAGGAGAAGCCCGGACUCCCUGGGCCCGGACCGCAGCGCGAGCGGGGGCCCCGGCUGCCCCUCCCGGAGCCCCGAGGCCCGCGCGCACUCGGGGGGCCCCCCGCGCUCCCCGAGAAACGCCAUCAGCAGCUCUUACAGCUCGUCCAGACCGCUCGGCGCGCCCGGGAAGCGAAGGGCGCCCGGUGCGGCCCUGCCCCCAGAACGGCCGGUGAGAAAGAAAGGAAAGGGUCGCCGGUCUCCGUCUCCAGGGCCACCGCCACCGGCCAGGUCCCGGGCGGCGGCGUCCGGCGGCUCUGAGCCGCAGGGUCAGGGGCCUCCGCGGCCGCCGCGCAGCCCUGGGACCCCGGGUCCACCUCCUCCCGGGCUCGGCGACGCGGACCCUGACGAGGACCAGGCCUCGGGGCACGAAGUCGGGCUCCGGUGGAGCAGUACAGCCCGAGAGGACGGGACCGGGGUCCCCACACGCUGUGUCCCCGAGCCGGGCCCCGCCGCUCGGCCUGCCGCGUCUCCCGGUCCGCCCGGUGCAGGCACGGCUCGAACCCAGGACGCGGAUCCGCGGGCGGGAAGCUUCGCAGAGACGCGGGAGCCUCCGGCGGCCUCGCCACCGUCCCCCGGCCGGGCGGUCCCCGCGGCGCUCUCGCCCCUGAAGGAAGCCAGCCCGCUGCCCUCACGCGGCUGCUCGCAGCCAGAGCCCCUUCCGCGCCCCUCUUCUGACUCCGAGUCCGCAGCCACCUGGCUCCGUCUGAGCCCUGCUUCCGCCCCGCCGCCAGCCUCGGACGCCACCAGCCCCCCCCCCCCCGCGGCUCAGGCCGGCGGGACCGCCGCGCCCCCGGAGCGGCCGGCCCUCACCCCACCGCCCGCCGUGCAAAGGGCGGCCUUUCUGGGCGGCCGGGCUCCCCUCCCCCCCGCACGGCCUCCUGCGGCGGCUUCUGCCCCCCCCACGCCACACCCCACUUCGGGGCUCCCGCCCAACGGCGAGAUCGGAGACUCCUUACGUCCCAGCACUUCGGCCACCGCCUCGGCACCUUCAGCCCCGGGUCUCUUGGCCCCUACCUUCGGGCUCUCUGGCCGCGGAGGACCGCGUCAAGCCGGGCCCGGGCUCGCUCCUUCCUCUCCCCAGCACACCUCGCCCCCCGCCCCCUGCUCCCCCCAUCUCCUCCGCAGCCAGCUCAAGGCUACCGCCGUGGUCGUGUCCGCCACCCCGGCCCGCGCGUGCCAAGACUCUCCUUUCCCGCCCCCCGUGGACAUCGGCGCGGCGCGAGUCGGCGGUGCCGUGGACCAGGCUGACCGCGCCCCUGCCUGCCGCGCGUUCCUUCUCGGGGCCUCCUGUGCCUUCAGGGCCUGCUUCUCCCAAGCCAAGCUUCGUCUUCCCCCCACACCGCGUGCCCCCGUCCCUGCCGUGCACACGGUCACCAUCUUCAGCCAGGUUCUUUCCGGCGCUGCGCAGAUGCCCCCUCGUAAGAGCUCUGCCGAUCUGCGGGGCCCGCCUCUGCCAGCCUCCGCGCCCGCGGCCGGGAGCCGGUCGGCAUCAACGGCCCGAGCCUCCGGCGUCGGCUCCGCACUCCCCGCGCCCUCGGGGGCGGGCCCAAGGCCCCCCUUCCCACCUCUCCCCGGAGCCCCUCUCCAGCCGGCACUUGGGGCUCCAGAUGGGCAGGAGCAGGCACCCCCGGCCCCGCCGGGCCCGAGUGUCACUAGUCCUUUCGGUCCGGGGACGUGGGCAACGGCAGCCCCCGCCCCGACCCCGGCUGGGCCAGCCUUCGGUAGGACCGCGCGGUCGGCCUCUGGGGGUCUGACGCCCUCCGCCUCCCCCUGUCGCGUCCCCUCCGCCCCCUCCGGCGGCGUCCCGCCAAACUUGGGCAGCGCCGGGGGGUCUCCCUUCGGCCAAACCGGCGCAGCCGGCUUUGGAGCUGCGGCCCAGACCCGCCGGAGCGGGGCCGCGGACUCCGUGUUCGGCAGCACGGCCCCCCGGCCUUUUGCCUUCGGGGGAUUGGUGACCCCUAUGGACUGCGGGGAGUCCGGGGUCAGUGUGCCCGCCCCGGACGGGAGCUCCGACUCUGGAGCGUUCGGCACCGCAGCACCGCGAAGUGGGACCACGGGCGCCGCCCUCACGCCCUUUGGGAAAGGCCGGAGCCAGAACACCCGGGGCCUGGCCGGCCAGAGCAAGCCUUUGGCCUUGGGGAGGACCAACACCUCGGCAAGAAAGACUACGUUUGGGGGCCCCGGCAUGGCCCCCUUUGCUCAGAGCACCCCUGUCCCCGGGCCCCUUACCAGGAGCAGCGGCCUUGGCUUUGGGAUGGCCUCUCCACCCGCCCGCAGUUCCGUUGGGAGAGGACCUUUCAGACCAUCGGCCUCUUCCUUUUCCACUGGAGCAAAAUCAAAAACCCCAAAGAGUCGGGAACAGGGGCAUUCCCGAAGGCAUCACGCCCACAAGAAGUAG
Messenger RNA from Lynx canadensis (Canada lynx), 2982 nucleotides. RefSeq names its product POM121-like protein 2. Lineage: Eukaryota; Metazoa; Chordata; Mammalia; Carnivora; Felidae. The record is from RefSeq and is a predicted model, not a curated record.